UUGCACUUGCAGGACCUCAAACACCUCACGGCGCAGCGCCAGCGUCUUGAGUUCUGGGCGCGCAACUCGCCCCGCCAGAUGGCGGUGGCCGCCGACUUCACGUACGCGUCGUCCCCGUCCUCCACGUCCACGUGCUCGUCGUCGCUGUCGGCGUCUCCGCCGCGCAAGCUCAGCGACGGCGGCAACUACUCGCCGGCGUACGGCUACGUGCCCCCUCCCAGUCGCCGCGGCUUCGCGUCCGACAAGAUGUUCGUCACUUGCGGGGGGCAGGUCGUGUCCUUCAUGGAAGGGGUCGUGAACGCCCCCCUGGGGGACUUCCAGCUGGACAAUUGA
This is a messenger RNA of Phytophthora sojae, 333 nucleotides long. RefSeq lists its product as hypothetical. The transcript has a single exon. The annotation marks the transcript as partial. Lineage: Eukaryota; Oomycota; Peronosporomycetes; Peronosporales; Peronosporaceae. The record is from RefSeq and is a predicted model, not a curated record.